This is a messenger RNA of Aspergillus pseudonomiae, 2915 nucleotides long. It is a transcript of the gene las21, whose product is annotated as mannose-ethanolamine phosphotransferase LAS21. The transcript has 7 exons. Lineage: Eukaryota; Fungi; Ascomycota; Eurotiomycetes; Eurotiales; Aspergillaceae. Gene Ontology annotation, cellular component: endoplasmic reticulum membrane. Gene Ontology annotation, biological process: GPI anchor biosynthetic process. Bases 234 to 2849 code for a protein of 871 amino acids. The record is from RefSeq and is a predicted model, not a curated record.
CGCACAUCGGAUAAAUGCACAUCCUCAAACAGAAGGCGGUGUGAUGAAUAUAGGUAGUUUUGUAUACAGUAGCCCGAUCGAAGUAUACCCCUAAUGAUGUUGACACUAUUUGCUUGAGUUUAACUACAUGGACAGUGUAACAGAUCUGGACAUGCCAGCUUGGGUACGGUAUAGGCCAACAUAACUUGCUUGACAUUGCUCCAGCUUGUGGCUUCUGCCACCGAGAAAUAGCCAUGAAGGUUGCGACAUCGAAGUGGACGAUACUCAUCGCCAACAUACUCGUCCCCAUAUCGAUUCUCGUCUUUUCCUCUGGCUUUUUCCCUUAUAAGAAUUUGCUCCCGGGCUUUGCAACAAAUGAACACACCAAUAACAGUCAAAUUCCGCCGGGUGUAUUCGACAAAGUUGUCUUUAUGGUAGUCGAUGCAUUGCGGAGCGAUUUUGUUUAUUCCCAAAACUCUGGGUUUCUGUUCACUCAAAGCUUAAUUCGGUCAGGCGCUGCUCUCCCAUUCACUGCCUAUGCUAGCGCUCCGACUGUCACAAUGCCCCGGCUGAAAGCCAUAACAACAGGGUCCGUGCCGUCAUUUCUAGAUGUGAUACUUAACAUUGCAGAGGCUGAUACCUCGGCGACUCUCACGCACCAAGAUACAUGGUUAGCACAAUUGAAAGCAAAAGGUGGUAAAAUGGUCAUGUAUGGGGAUGACACUUGGCUGAAGUUAUUUCCUGGGAUGUUUCACAGGGCUGAUGGGACUACGAGCUUCUUUGUUUCGGACUUCACAGAGGUAGACAAUAAUGUGACUCGUCACAUCCCCAGUGAACUCUUGCAAGAUGACUGGUCAGCUUUGAUAAUGCACUUCCUUGGUCUUGACCACAUAGGACACAAAGCUGGACCUAAUAGCCCAUACAUGAUAGCAAAGCAACAUGAGAUGGAUUCUGUUGUUAACAUAGUGUACACAGCUCUGGAGCAAGAGAAACAUCUUGAGACCACCCUCUUUGUAUUAUGUGGUGACCAUGGGAUGAACGAUGCUGGGAAUCAUGGUGGUUCAUCUGUGGGCGAAACUUCACCGGCUCUGCUUUUCAUAUCGCCUAAAUUUCAGCGACUCGAAACUCGAAACGAUAGUCCAACGGAAGAAUUCAGUGACCUGCAAUAUUACCAUACUGUUGAACAGACAGAUAUCACACCGACACUGGCGGGGCUGCUAGGCUUGCCGAUUCCCUUGAAUAGCCUAGGUGUCUUUAUCCCAGAGCUUCUUGAGAUGUGGGAUUACGGACCGCACAGGAUUCAUAUGCUGCUCGAAAACGCCAAGCAGUUGCUAAAAGCCGUUAAAGGAUCGUUUCCGAGUUACAGUUUUGAAUUUAAUUUGAUGCCAGCUAAUUGUAGCUCUCAAUCAUUGACCGAUAUUGAGCGUGUUCAGUGCGCUUGGUUCCGAGUGCUUGAACUACUCAAUAGAUCGGGUGCUGAUUACGAUCGUGGAGCCUCUUCAGAGGUCGAGUCUGCUCUUCUACUGUUUUUGAGGAGUGCCCAGAGACUUAUGAGCAGAGCUGCGAGUGAUUAUAACCUUUUAAGGCUCUAUAUCGGGCUUUCCAUUGCCGGCUUUGCUAUCUCACUUACCUUUUUCCCAGUCAAAAGGCUGCUAGUGAACUUCGCGCCGGCAGGAAUAUUUUUGGGAUUUAACAUCCUAAGUUAUAGUACCAUGAUGUUUGCAAGUAGCUACGUGGAAGAAGAACAGCAGUUCUGGUACUGGGUAUCGAUGGGAUGGGUGGUUUACCUACAUCUUAAAUAUGCUGGUUACUUCCAUCGCAAGUCAAUCCAAAAAUCUGGUCCAGCGGAAGGAUACUGGCCAUUUGUACCCUCACUUCCCAGGUUUGGUGCAGCUACGUUAGCAGUGUCUUAUCGAGUUCUGCGAAGAUGGAAUCAGACAGGCCAAAAAUUUGCUGCUCAGCCGGACAUUACCGGGUCCUUUUUUCCUUCCCAUCAGCAUACUUUGUGGGCUUUGGUGAUUCUGACAUACGCUGAUACUUGUUUGCACCUUCUCUUCGACCUUCCUGCAUCAGUGCUUUGGCGUUUUAUUAGUUGUGUGGUGACGCUGGCAGCCUUUCUUUUCAAGUUAUCAUUGGCGGCAUCCGACUCUCCCGAACUUCUCGGUAACUCCUUCUUGCAGCCCGUGGCCAUGGUAGCUGAUGGAAUGCACCUGCUUUAUCAUGCAAGAAUGGUUCUUUGUGGAAUAUCUCUUCUCAUGAUAUACUCCAUGUAUGUUGGAAAAGCCCGGGGAUCGAUUCAUAAGGGCACUGGGCCAACAAGCACAAUCUUUCACGAGACUCUCACACUUUUCUUACUGAUGCAAUCGAGAGUGACGAACAUACCUGCUUUUCUAAUUUUUAGAUUACAAAUCACCAUCAUCGCAUCGAUGCGUUUAUCAACCGUGGAACAAACCAUAACCUCUCUGCUCAUGCAAUAUGUGACCUUUUACGCAUUUGGAGGCUCAAAUGCUAUCUCAUCAGUUGAUCUUUCAAAUGCAUAUAAUGGUGUCGGUGCCUACAAUGUUGUUAUCGUCGGUGCCUUGACAUUCAUCAGCAACUGGGCCGCCCCAAUAUGGUGGGUCUCAGCCAGUAGGCUGCUCCGUUCCCCGCAGAAUCGGGAAGAAAAGCAGGCGCAUAUAACCAUACUGACUUUUCAUUUGACAACAAUGUUAAUGUCAGUGAUGGCGGCGUGUACAAUUUUAAGGACACAUCUUUUUAUCUGGACGGUCUUCUCCCCGAAAUACCUUUACACUAUGGCAUGGGCGAUGAUCAACCACAUUGUGGUAAAUGUACUGGGAGAGAUCGAUUGGCGCUUAUUUAUAAAGAGAUGAGCUCUCUGCGUUAUUAUUCACAGAGAAUCAUAAUUGUCAAACAGCUAUGAAUCCGCUCGGUGCUUC